AUGGCUGGCUCUCUGGGGCGGGGCCCGGCUCCGAAAGAGCGGGAAGCGCGGGGCGCUUCUGAGCACGCGCCAGGCGUCGCCGCUCGCGCUGAGGAGGCCUUCUUUAGGACUGGACCCGGGUCUCGGCUGCCCACCUCGGAGAAGAUGAAGUGCGAGAUGGACGGCCACCACGUGAAAGUGUUCGGGAGAGCAAUCCAUGCUUUAGCUCGAAUUAGUGAGGAACUCUGGCUUGACCCAUCUGAAAGAGGUCUUGCUGUGCGGUCCGUGAAUUCUUGUAGAUCAGCUUAUGCAAGUGUUUUAUUCCCAGCUUCAUUCUUUCAACUGUACCAAUGGUCAGCUACACCUGAAAUAUCUGAAAGUAACAUGCCACUGCAUCUCAAAUGUAAAUUAGGAAUGAAGUCAGUUCUGCCCAUAUUUAGAUGUCUGAAUACACUUGAAAGAAAUGUAGAGAAGUGCAGUAUUUUUACAAGUGCUAAUACAUGCCAUGUGAUUUUUCAACUCUUCUGCAAACAUGGUAUUAUAAAAACUCAUAAUCUGUCUUUUCAAGAGUCUGAGCCUUUACAAGCUGUUUUUGCAAAGAAUAUGUGUCCUAAUAUAUUGAAAGUUCAGUCAAGGUUGUUGGCUGAUAUAAUGAUUCAUUUUCCACUGAGUCAAGAAGAAAUUACUUUAGCUGUGACACCAAUGAAUGUUUGCUUUAAGAGCUACAUUGAGGAUGAAAUAGAUUUUGCCAAGUCUAUGUACACUGAAAUGCAUCUUGAUCCCGAUGAAUUUGACUACUUUCAAGUUGGAGUUGACACUGAAGUAACAUUUUGUCUCAAAGAACUGAGGGGACUGCUGGUAUUUUCAGAAGCUACAUCUGCUCCUGUAUCUAUUUAUUUUGAUCUUUCUGGAAAACCUGUGGCUUUCAGCAUUGAUGAAAUGGUGUUAGAAGCUACUUUUGUUUUGGCCACAUUAGCUGAUAUUCAAAGUAGGAGAUCUUCUCCAAGUUCAGUGUGCCUUUCACAAACACUGAAAAGGUCAGAUCUGAUAAAGUCAAAGUCAGACAUCGAAUGCAAUGUGAUAAACAUAGAGGAGUCGACCACAGUCAAAACAGCAUCCAAGAGACCCUUGUACAAUGAGAGACAGAUCAAUGCCACUGAAUUAGAAAGUUUUACUAUUCCUGCAGUGAAAAGAUUGGACACACACAUCACUGGAACAACAGAAAACGACCUUAGCAUCACGGGAGAGGUGAUGCCAAAGACUCAAGUCUAUAAUAAGUUCUGUUCCCUGUUUUUUGGAGCAGUUUCACCUAAGCAACAGAACUUCGACCACCCAUGGAUCAAUCUGGCAACAGCAAGUGACAGUGAAGAAGAUGUUAACAGUGGUCUGCUCUCCCAAGUCUUCUGAUGUUUAAUGGUGGCUCCAGAAGUUGGGCUUCCAGACUGUCACCAAGAUGAUCUGCCACUCAAAAUGCAUCUGUUUAAUGAGUUCCUAUACAUGUUCUGUUUA
Messenger RNA from Dromiciops gliroides (monito del monte), 1488 nucleotides. RefSeq names its product RAD9 checkpoint clamp component B (gene RAD9B). The record is from RefSeq and is a predicted model, not a curated record. NCBI's taxonomy places the organism in Eukaryota, Metazoa, Chordata, Mammalia, Microbiotheria, Microbiotheriidae. Gene Ontology annotation, biological process: DNA repair; DNA replication checkpoint signaling; cellular response to ionizing radiation. Gene Ontology annotation, cellular component: checkpoint clamp complex. The transcript has 12 exons. Bases 1 to 1386 code for a protein of 461 amino acids.